CGAGUCUGGUAAUAGGUCUAAAAAAAGAGGAUAAAACGUAAAUCUCGAACAUCGAAGGCUUCACUGAUCUCGCAGAGAUAGCUUGAGAACUAUCGAAUCAUUAUUAAAUCGAGCGAUGCAAAACAAGCGAAUUCACAUAGAAAAUGUGCGACAGGACGGAACGCCUGUUUGCCUCGAACAUCAUCCUAUUCAGAGCGGAGGGGUGGAUAAACAACAAGCAGCAAGUAGACGCGCUACAAUCAUCCGGGGUUCUUCUGGCGAGAGCGAGAACGGGGAUCUUACGUCUGAGCUCUAGCAGGAUAGUCAUAGGCAGUGAGCGAGAGUACGAACAACAGCGACUGACCAUGGAUAGAUACAGGUGAUAUGCUCGUUUGUGUAUAUUGAAGCGCCAGAGAAACGACGAGGCCAACAAUAUGUUUGGUCAGUAGAGACUACAGUUUUAUUAUUGGCAUGACCGUUCAGGUGCCGCCGCCGCCACUACUUGUAAUGAAGGGUCGAAUAUGGACGGGGUCUGGUAGUGGAUGUGCUUAUACGACACCGAAGAGUGAUCGAGGCGGUCUACUAUAACAGCUUUGCUAGUAGUUAGUAGUGGCCAUCCUUGGCGGCGGCGCAGAUAGCACCGGUUGGCCUGGUCGGGAUAAGCUCGAAUGCUAUCCCAUCUACGUCUAAUAACUGCCACUCAGUUAUGUUAGAGUUAUGCGGCCACUGCCGCUUCUGGAAGACCGCCAGUCAGGUGGAGAGGUGCACGUCGGUUACAUUAAACAGAGUUUGGGCGGACGCUGCGGCGGCGCCGGGCUGCGCGCGCGUGGCCGAGAACCCGUGCCCCGCCACCCGAUACGAUGACCGACGGGAUGCACGGACCGACCUAAGCCUACGACAGGUCGCCUACUGCGAGACCCAGCAGCAUCGUGAUCACUGGUACUGCUACGAGCACAAAACGGUACGGGAUUAUCGUCGAAGAGGAGCAGGUGCAGGCUUUUGUCUAAUACGCGUCGAGCGUACGGCACUUAGAUUCAAGUAUAACUGUUUUUUUCAGGUUGCAUUCGAUUGACGGCUGAAGCAUGGCCGAAGAGACGGGGCAGCUGGAUUGUUUCGCAAACCAACACUCAUUUAGAUAAUAUACUACGCUACGUAUCGUUAGUGCAUCAGCCUCCCCCCCCCCCCCCACACACACACUCAUUUGUCCGAAAUUCACUUGUCCGCUGCCGCUAACGCCAGUCCCUUAGCAACGAUAUCGAAACAUCACAGAUAUCAAGUAUGGAUGAGUAUAUUGCCAAAAUGUGUAUACUCUUAAAUGGUUGGACUGACUCUUUUUCGUACGUGCAAUAGUGCAGCCAAGUGACAUAGAGUGCGGGAUCAAUCAUGCGCGAAAUCCAGCACCAGUACCAUAGGGAGAUACCCUAAAUUAAAAUAAGAACGACGCAGAAACGGAUGUGGCGACCUACGCGUCCUGCAGUGUGAAGAAUAUCUUUUAUGAAUGCUAGUGGGAACGCGACGAUCAACAACUGACUAUUCGACAAAAGUGCUCUGAUGAGACGAUAGCUCAUCUUUGGGCAAAGUGAGAUUCAACAGACUUAGUUUUACUCUGGAAUCGACUGAAGCACGAUUGAGGACACUGACAGCGAACCGCGAUGGAUUUUAUGGAGCGUUGUGACUCUCCCGGAGUCCUUCUUGACGAACGGAAGGAGCGUAGGCGGACUCACAGCAUCAACAGCGCAUUUGGGCGACUCCGGUCCCACAUACCCAACGUGCCCAGGGACACAAAGCUCUCAAAGAUCAAAACUCUUCGACUGGCCAUCGCCUAUAUUAGCUACCUGGAAGAGUUACUCCGGUCGGAGCGACCCUGCGAAAUUCAAGAAGGAUGUGGCUUCGAGGGAAGCGAUGAAGAAGAUUUUUGUGACGACAACAAGCCGGAUUGCGGCCUCCGAAACCGAACGCGCACAGGAUGGCCUCAUCAAGUCUGGGCUGCUGAAUUCUCCCCGUCUGCCGACAAGGCGAUUGCCGCAAAGGGUACGGCCCGUCUCGAGCGCUGCUAAAAGAACCCAUUUUCAAUAACGCUUCGCCAGAGCGACGGAUAUUUUCAGCUGAGAUAAAUGCGUAUCUGUCGGAUAAUGCGCAGCAGGGAUAUCUGUGGCUAUUGGUCAAAUCUGCGUGUAAGUGAAAACAAUAAUAGUACUCAUACAAUCAUCAAUGAAAAAGAGAAGUUUAUAAAAAAUUUAGUAAAGCUUUGUAGAUUAAAAUCGAAAAUUGGUGUGUUAACAUGGAAAUAAAUUCACAAAUACCCGAUCUGACACUCAGACUUAUGCA
Molecule: messenger RNA, 2307 nt
Organism: Varroa destructor (honeybee mite)
Lineage: Eukaryota; Metazoa; Arthropoda; Arachnida; Mesostigmata; Varroidae
Product: heart- and neural crest derivatives-expressed protein 1-like
Biological process (GO): regulation of transcription by RNA polymerase II; developmental process
Molecular function (GO): DNA-binding transcription factor activity, RNA polymerase II-specific; protein dimerization activity; RNA polymerase II transcription regulatory region sequence-specific DNA binding
Source: RefSeq, a predicted model, not a curated record